ACUUGUAGGACCCAGCAGCCCUCCCAUUCAUGGCUUCACCUGUUCGCAUUCACAUUUCUUGCCUCUUUUUUUUUUUUCCAGUCGGGAUUGUCUCCGAUCAGCCCCGACACCAUGUCCAAACUCCGCACGCUUCCAACCAUGCUGUGGUUCACCGGCUGCAGCCUGCUGCUCCUCUCUGCGCCCUUCGCCGGCGCCUCCCUGUCCGAGAUGGUGUUCCGCUGCCCGGGCUGCACCGCGGAGCGCCAGGCGCUCUGCCCGCAGCUCGCCGAGCCGUGCGCGGAGAUGGUGCGGGAGCCGGGGUGCGGGUGCUGCCCUGUGUGCGCCCGGCAGGAGGGCGAGGCGUGCGGCGUCUACACCCCGAGGUGCUCCACCGGUCUGCGGUGCUACCCGACGCCCGACUCGGAGCUUCCCCUGGAGCAACUGGUGCAAGGCCAGGGCCAGUGUCGGCGCAAAGUGGACACGGAGACGGUCACUUACAGCCCGGAGCAGCGGGAGCACAGCAGCGGUGAGGCGUUGGAGCUGCAGGCCGAUCUGGACGCGAGCGAGAUCCCGACCGUCCGAAAGCCCAGCAAAGACGCCGCCUGGCUGGGACCCAAAGAGAGCGCCGUACGCCAGCACAGGCAGGAGAUGAAGACGAAAAUGAAGACCAACAAGGUGGAAGAGGUGAGACCUACUCGUCCGAAACAGACUCAGUGUCAGCAGGAGCUCGACCAGGUCCUGGAGAGGAUAUCCAAGAUGCCCUUCAGAGAUAACCGAGGUCCUCUGGAGGACCUCUAUGCACUGCACAUCCCCAACUGUGACAAGAGGGGGCAGUAUAACCCAAAACAGUGCAAGAUGUCGCUCCACGGUCAGCGGGGAGAGUGCUGGUGCGUGGACCCCCACACCGGACAACGCAUCCUGUCAGCUCCGGCUGUGAGGGGUGACCCCAACUGCAGCCAGUACCUGAGCGAGCUGGAGCUGCCCGACGCCACCCAGAUUUAACGUGGCCAAGAGUUUAAAAAGAAACUAAACUGUAAAGUGCUUGGGAACAACCUGAGUAAGCUAUAAGCUAUAUGUGUGUGUGUGUCUGCAGUGUGUUUAUUGGCCGUUACAUCUUAAAUCUUAACUUCCUUAAAAAAUAAAAAAAGGUUUAGAUGAUAGUCAUCAACUUGUUGCUGCAGACUAUAGUAAGUUUGUCCCGUUCUUGUUGUGUUUUAGAGCCAGUGGUUGUGCUGUACUAUCUGUAACAAAUGCUCAGAGUGCUUUGUUAUCAGUGUUUUGUACUGUUUGGAAGAAUGGAGAAGCAUUCAGCGUGUGUCUUUCUGUUGCUCUCGCUUUGCAGACUAGGUUUUUGGGUAUGCCUCAUUUGUAUUGCACAGCGAGUAGUAAGGAUCUGGCGUGAUAGAGUGCUAAUGCAAAAAUAAAGUAGAAACCUGUUGAAUCUGUAAUUCUCUGCUGUUGAAGUUUGAAGAGUGGAAGAAAAUACUCACGUUUCUGGCGUGGAGUUUGUUUGAAAUUCUGCAACACCCAGAAAAAGUGAUCCCUUUUCUUUUUUUUUUUGGGGACUUUUUCAGUUGAAACUGGAUACUGCCCACAUGGAAAAUUACAUUUUUGUUGUCAAAACACUAAACAUCUGACUUAACAAUUUCCCACAGAAGGAGCAACCAGGCUUUUUUUUUUUUUUUUUAGUGAGUAAAAGAAGUUUAUUAAAUAGUGAUUUAACUUUUUAAAAAAAAAAAGGGAAAAAAAAUGAGUACAUCAAUUAUAGGUGUGUUAAAUACUCCAUCAGAAAAUUCACAUUAAUUAUUUAGUUUCUGUGGUAUUCAUAAAGUCACCGUUCUGCGUUUAAAUGAGCUUGAAUCAACUGCAAAAGAGAAAAGUUUGAUCAGGAAAAAAUGGGCUGAUGUGCCACUCUGUUCAGUUAUCUACACAGCCGAAACUAUAUUAAAACAUUGCAAUUUCAACAAUAAAAGAAAGAACUUGAAUAAAAGUGGACCCACAGAACACAAUCCUGUCCUUUGUCAUUACAUAUUUAGCAGCACUUGACUGGAAGAUGAUCAAAUUUGUCAGCAAAUCACAUCCACAAAUUAUUUUCUUUUUGGAAAUGUUGCUCAGGCCUCCCUCAUUCAACCACACAAUGGCUCCGCAUGCAAAUCUAGAUUCAAAGCAGUCUGGGGCAGAAGGCACUUCAUUUACGUAAAAACCCUGCGACCUUGCUCUCUGCGGGAUGAGGGACCCGGUUGAACCCUUGGAGCGAGUCGCCUGCGGAUUUGCAUGUGGGGUGGCAGUGCGGACCCUCCACAUGGAGAGACGGGGCCUUUUGCAUACAAUUUGUGUGCGAGCUCUAAUGGGAAAUGCACUCUGAGCGAGCAUGUUUUUUUUUUUUUUUUUUUUUUUCCUAACGUUGAGGAGUACACACAAACACACUCAUGGGGCAUGCAAACAUUCUGUACAUACAUUUAGAAACAGUGAAUGCAGCUCCGAGAACCUGAAAUAGGAAGAAUUCUAAGUUUAACAGUACAAUGAGCUUUUUUAUGACUGAGGUUUUGUCCGUUUUGCUUAUUUCCCCCCCCCAUACACACACACACACACACACA
Molecule: messenger RNA, 2576 nt
Organism: Gambusia affinis (western mosquitofish)
Lineage: Eukaryota; Metazoa; Chordata; Actinopteri; Cyprinodontiformes; Poeciliidae
Gene: igfbp2a
Product: insulin-like growth factor binding protein 2a
Exons: 4
Coding region: 112-981 (289 amino acids)
Biological process (GO): regulation of insulin-like growth factor receptor signaling pathway
Cellular component (GO): extracellular region
Molecular function (GO): insulin-like growth factor I binding; insulin-like growth factor II binding
Source: RefSeq, a predicted model, not a curated record